Messenger RNA from Hypanus sabinus (Atlantic stingray), 1602 nucleotides. RefSeq names its product transmembrane protein 266 (gene tmem266). Gene Ontology annotation, cellular component: plasma membrane. Bases 1 to 1602 code for a protein of 533 amino acids. The record is from RefSeq and is a predicted model, not a curated record. Gene Ontology annotation, molecular function: monoatomic ion channel activity; voltage-gated channel activity. NCBI's taxonomy places the organism in Eukaryota, Metazoa, Chordata, Chondrichthyes, Myliobatiformes, Dasyatidae. Gene Ontology annotation, biological process: transmembrane transport; monoatomic ion transport. The transcript has 11 exons.
AUGGCUCAGAGCAGGCCCGGUCAGGAAGGGGGUGUGUCAGACCUGGAGAUCAUCUCACAUCAGGUGGAAGAGGACAGCCAGUGCAUCGCCCCCGUACAGCUGGUCAGCUUCGCCUACCGCGACCUGCCGCUGGCCGCGCUCGACCUCUCGCUGGCCGGCUCGCAGCUGCUCUCCAACAUGGACGAUGAUGACCAGCGUGAGAGCUCGAACUGGCUGAAGCCGUGCUGUGGGAGGCGAGCGGCAGUCUGGCAGGUGGUCCUGCUGAGUGUUGGGCUCAACUGCUUCCUGGUGGCAGCUGUGAUCCUGGUCGUCCUUCUCCUCACUCUGGAACUCCUCAUCGACACCAAGCUGCUUCAGUUUAGCAGUGCAUUCCAGUUUGCUGGAGUCAUUCACUGGAUAAGUCUCGUCAUCCUCUCUGUCUUCUUCACAGAGACUGUCUUCAGGAUUGUUGUUCUUGGCAUUUGGGAUUACAUUGAGAACAAAGUUGAGGUGUUUGACGGUGCGGUGAUCGUCCUGUCCUUGGCGCCCAUGGUGGCUUCGACAGUGGCAAACGGACCCAGCAGCCCGUGGGAUGCCAUCAGCCUGAUCAUCACCCUUCGCAUAUGGAAGGUCAAGCGCAUCAUUGACGCGUACGUUCUGCCGGUGAAGGUGGAGAUGGAGAUGGUGGUGCAGCAGUACGAGAAGGCCAAGCAGGUCCGCGAAGAGCAGCUCGAGCGACUGACACAGAUCUGUCAGGAGCAGGCGUUCGAGAUCAGGCAGCUGAGGGCUCACCUUGCCCAGCAGGACCUGGACCUGGCGGCCGAGAGGGAGGCCGCCAUGCAGAUGCACCACGUCUGGAACAAGCAGACCAACAAGUUUCAAGUGGUGGACGGGUCAAACGCAGGAGGGUCCGACGACGAUGGUCCCGAGAGUGUCAUUGGCCCACACCAGCCACCAAGUAAGGAACCCCUUCAACCCACGCAGGAAGCAGCCAUGAGCGACGAUAUGAACAAUUACAUCAGUCAGUAUUACAGUGAGCCGAGCAGUGAGCCGGCGGUCCCAGAGAGCGGAUCCCACGUCAUUACCACUGCUGCUAUUGACGUCCACCUCCCCAGCACGCUUCACAACACCUCGUCCGAUUUCCUGAGUGUUGAGGUGCCGGCUCAGCUCAGUUCUGUGAGUGACCCCUCCAGAUCCAUAGACAAUGGCGCCACGCCGGCUGAGAGUGCCCUGGGCUCUUCCACGGACUGCGGCAUGCCCAGGGAGAACUCCUCUGAAAGCUACCUGCUCAAAAGGCACAAAGACAAUGAGGAGGCCACGGCGCCGAAUGAGCCAAGCAGAGCAGUGCAGCAACUGCUCUCUACCUUAUCAGAGGACAGCUGCCUCACGCAGAAAGGACUGGACCCCGUCAACUUUAAGCCACCGAGUCCGCCUGUGUCCCCUGAUGCCAGCCCAGAGAUGGGACACAGAGUUAACCUCUGCAACAAAAGAAACCAGGACCAUCUCCAUGUCUACCCAACAAAGCAGGUUAUCCCAAUCCAAGGGAAUGAUCUGGCGCUGGAUGAGAAGUACAGGUUCCUGGAAUCUACAGAGCCGACAGCAAACAGACUGCCAGAGUCAUAG